UACUCGUCACUCGUGCAACUUUUCAAGUUGUUGAAAUUUAUACUGCAGUUUUUGAUGUCGUUGUCAACGUAAAAUUCAAAUACUUAUCGCUCCUUGUUAAUUAUCACGGUUUUAUAUUGCUCGAUCAUUCCAGAGUCGAGUGGUUGGUGCCAGUCACCGUGUUGAAACUGCAUUCGAAUGAAUUUGCCACUGGAAUCGACUGGUCCCUCUUGAUUCUCCAACCCAACUGUUGGAACGUUGCAAUGUGUUGGAACAAUGUUUUGAUCUGCUACUGCUAGAUCCAGUUGCUCGUUGUAAGCAGUGCAUAAUCCUGCAUUUCCGGCAGUUACGCGAUGGAUACCUUCCUGGACAAGUUGCUGGGUGCAAAAUGCGGGGAGGCCAGCCCUGUUGCGCUGCUCGCAGCACAGAUGGAAAGCGUCGAUGAAGUGCUGCGCAACCAUUGCGACGACGCAGCACAUACCGAGCAGACUAUCACGGGUAGCACAGUGCAGCUAGAAUCCAAUCCCGCAGCAGCUGAGGAGCAUGGGGAAACGUUGAAGGGAACACCUAUCCAGGCGCUCCAGAAACUGAAAGAACCCAUUUUAGACACGCACACGACUACCUUGUCUCAAGAAUCUCCAGCAAUCCCAUAUACAGCAGUGGAAUCGCCAGAAAUUGACGUGGAAGAACCCGAAAAAGCGCUCUCGGCCGUUCUCUCGGAAUUCUGUUUCAUCCCGCCUUCCUUUCUUCUGGACCCUUCCUUCCUGCGCAACCCCAUGUUGCCAACCGUCACGCACUUCCCGGAAUCUCCUUGCCAGUUGUCUUCCGAGCGUGCUGCCAGUCAGUCAUCCACUUCCGAUGCCCACCACGACGACUGCACCCCCACUUCCGGUGUGGACUGUCUGAUUGAAGUGCAGAAUCCCACCUGGGAGGCCGCGGUGGUCGGGAAUCUCCUGACGGCACUGCACCGCAUCCAUGAGCAGAAAACGACGCAGACCAUGCCGGAGACGUCGGUGAUUGAGCAGUUUUCGCGGUCGUUCACGAUGGGAUUACCGGUGGCAGGAAAGCCUAUCCUAUCCAAGCUGCACAUGGCGAACUGCGCGGACGCCUUCAGUAAAGCGGCGGAUCUGAUCAGCGCCAACAAGCCGGUGGAGGCCAUUCCGCUCCUGGAGAUUGUUACUAAAUCCCAGCCGAACAACUGCGAGGCCUGGAUGCUCCUUGCGCUGGCCAGCUAUUUCAGCCAGAACGACAGCAAAGCCAUCUCCGUUUGCAAACGGUAUCUUGCUCACCAGGACGACCCUUCCGAAUCUUCCAAAAAUAUGGUGCUGCUCUUGCUGGCAACGUGCCUGUCCAAUGAAGGCGAUCUGGCCGCCAUGCACAGUGUGCUCUUCCAGUGGAUGGUGGAUUACUUCGCGCUAUCCGAUGCUAUGGUCCAGGGAUUUUUGCAGUCCGAUGAGAAUUCCGCUGAUGGCUGCGAUGUGGAGAGAGAUGUUGCCGGAUUAUUGACCGAUAUCUGCCAGGAAUUUCUUCCGCAAAUGCCGGCCGAUGGCACAUUACGCUGGGCGUUGGCCAUUUUGGAAUUCAGCCAGGGCCGGUAUGCCGCCGCCGGUCAGCACUUUGAGCACAUUAUCCGACAGAGCCCGACGAGUCCCUCGGUACUGAAUCAGAUCAGUGCCUGUCUGCACAAUCUCCGCCAGUUCGACACCGCCCUGGAAGUUCAGGAUCAGGUUUUGAUCAUGAGCCCCGAUUUUCCCCGCGCAGUAUACAAUAAAGCCUUAACGCUGACGGCCAAGGAUGAAUUAAUGACAGCGUUGAAGUUGAUCCAGGGCGCGCUGGUCUUCCAGCAGACACGCAAAGUGGAACCGCCCGAUCAGUUCUGGUAUUUGGCCGCGCGCAUCGCCCCCAAAUUACCAGCGAUGAAACCGGCACUGCACAGCUUACGCGUUCGCCUCAUGUCGGCUAUUUUGGCGCGGGAUCUGAAUCUCUACGGAAAACUUUUGGAUGACUUGAUGGACCAUUCGUCAUCGUAAAAUGAUCACUGUCGUUCUUCCUUUUAUAUGCUGUUCUUUUUUAAUCUCACUUGUUUAACUGUUGGUGCAUUUACGUUCCGGUGGUGGUAAAUUAUAUUUUGUGAAUUUUUGUCUAUCAAAAUUAGCAGACUUUUUAGAAAAUCACGUGUAGCAUUUUAUUUGAUAAAAACUUUUUUAAUGCCACAGGAAUAACCAUUUGGUUUUUCUAAGAAACAAAACCCAAAUAAAGUAACAAACUAUACAUGAAAGUACUAUGUAUCGGGGAAGUUAAUCAAGCUUUGGCAAAAGCGUUGAGUGGCAAAAAAAGGCGAAAAUAUAUGUCCGAGAAAGC
Molecule: messenger RNA, 2340 nt
Organism: Paramacrobiotus metropolitanus
Lineage: Eukaryota; Metazoa; Tardigrada; Eutardigrada; Parachela; Macrobiotidae
Exons: 9
Coding region: 333-2009 (558 amino acids)
Biological process (GO): protein import into peroxisome matrix, docking
Cellular component (GO): cytosol; peroxisomal membrane
Molecular function (GO): protein binding
Source: RefSeq, a predicted model, not a curated record